AUGCUCAUCACUUUCAACUUCUACCACAUUCCAUAUUGCCAUACAAACUAUUCCUUAACUGCUGAUGCUUUGACACAAAAUGACUAUGAUGACAUCUACGAGUCAGUAGUAGGUGAACUUAAUUAUUCCAUAACAGAGUCCUCCUCAAUUGGUGCUGGUGCUGCUACUGCAACCAUGUAUUCCUUUGAUUCCGUAGGAAAGUCCACUGUCAUUGGUGGUGGUGGCAGUGGAGGCGGCGGCAGCGGUGGUAUUGGCGGCGGCAGUGGCGGUGACGGCGGCACCGUCGGCGGCGAUGCUGGUGCGGCGGUGGCGACGGCGGUGGUGGCGGCUGGCGGUGGUCGUGGUGGCGGCGGGCGAAUUCAAUAUGACUCUUUAUUUCGUGUUGUUGGUGAGGCUUGGAGAAUUCAUCAAGAAACAGUGUUUGCAAUAACGGAAGGAAGGUCUCUGGCAGUGUCUGGUGACAGACGUUGUGAUAGCCCUGGUUUUUCUGCCAAUAAUGGCUCAUACACUGUCAUAGAAGAGAAAUCAAGAGUUCUUAUUUCUUUUCAACAUGUCUAA
Messenger RNA from Corticium candelabrum, 558 nucleotides. RefSeq names its product serine, glycine and glutamine-rich protein-like. The coding region runs from base 1 to 558 and encodes 185 amino acids. The record is from RefSeq and is a predicted model, not a curated record. The transcript has 2 exons. NCBI's taxonomy places the organism in Eukaryota, Metazoa, Porifera, Homoscleromorpha, Homosclerophorida, Plakinidae.